Diceros bicornis minor is the source of this 2073-nucleotide messenger RNA. RefSeq names its product olfactory receptor 2S2-like. The transcript has a single exon. NCBI's taxonomy places the organism in Eukaryota, Metazoa, Chordata, Mammalia, Perissodactyla, Rhinocerotidae. Gene Ontology annotation, molecular function: G protein-coupled receptor activity; olfactory receptor activity. Bases 965 to 1960 code for a protein of 331 amino acids. Gene Ontology annotation, cellular component: membrane. Gene Ontology annotation, biological process: G protein-coupled receptor signaling pathway. The record is from RefSeq and is a predicted model, not a curated record.
GAAUGUAAUAUAAACAUAAAAGGACAAAGAAAAAACAUUCCCUAGUCACCCCUGGCUAAGAAUUUCCCCGAUAUGCUAACGCAAUGGGAUUAGAAGUUGAUGGCAUAAACCCUCCUAUCUGAUGACUGCGGUCAGUGUGGUUGUUAAUAACUGAGCUGGCCGUCGGUGGCUGCGCAGUUGUCAUCCCAUUGUGUGCGCGCAAUCACUCCAAUCAAUCCCUGUGUUGACUUCAUCAAGUUUCUCCCCAUGUGGGAACCACCCCAUGUGUUGCUAUCAGUCCGUAUCUAAAAUAGGCAAAUCCCGACGCAGACAACAGUCAAGUCUGUGUCACUCUUGGUGGACAGACUGAAGAAGCAAUCCUCAUUAUGGAUGAGCCUUCGCCCAGGCGUGUUUCUGUCUGGAUGUGGAUUAACACUUUUAUACCAGUUUCUUCCAAAUGUAACCAAAGUUUAAAGAGGCCUGAAAAUUUGAUGGUUCUAAGAAUUGGAUCAGUUUGGGGGUUUUCUCCUCUGAGAAUCUAAGAAAACUCAGAUUAAAUGAAAUUUCUAUACAUUUACAUUAAAGAGAAAUAAUUCCUAGCAUUUUCCAGCCGUUAAUCAUAAUGCAGAGGAAAGCCCUUCCUGACUGGGGAUUAGCUCUGCUGGGUUCAAGUCCUGUCUCUGUCACCAGCUUACUCAGAAGACUCAGGUCACUUCCCUUCUCUAGGCCUCAACUGCCUCUAUGGGGAUGAGAGGAUGCAGCAACACUGGAGGAUUCCUCACACACAGCUGGAAUGUUUGAGGUCCUCAGCCAGUGCUGGCCCACUGUAAGCUCUGUUCCAGCUCUGACCUUCUCUCAUCUAAGAGCUAAGGACUCCUCUGCUGUCUCUCUCAGUUAUUUUUCUCUUACACACACAUGCUCUGCUGUUAUGCAGCAAGGACUUCACCACAUACCACAAGCCUGAGACUCUUCUCGAGAAAACCUGAUGUGCUGCUUUUGUGCUUUGCUGACGAAGAGGGGAUGUCACAUGAAAGAAGCCAGUUGGACCUCCCCUGUGGUGGGGUUCAUUCUCCUGAGCCUCUCAGCCCACCCAAAGCUGGAGAAAACGUUUUUUGUGCUCAUGCUGCUGAGGUACCUGGUGAUCCUGCUGGGCAACAGGGUCCUCAUCCUGGUGACCACCCUUGACUCCCGCCUGCACACGCCCAUGUACUUCUUCCUGGGAAACCUCUCCUUCCUGGACAUCUGCUACACAACCUCCUCAGUCCCCCUCAUUCUCAACAGCUUCCUGACCCCCAGGAAAACCAUCUCAGCCUGUGCCGUGCAGAUGUUUCUCUCCUUUGCUAUGAGAGCCACAGAGUGUGUGCUGCUGGGCAUAAUGGCAUUUGAUCACUACCUGGCUAUCUGUAACCCCCUUAGGUACCCCGUGAUCAUGAGCAAGGCUACGUAUGUGCCCGUGGCUGCCAUAUCCUGGGCUAUUGGUGGUGCUGCUUCUGUGGUACACACAUCCUUGACAAUUCAGCUGCCCUUCUGUGGGGACAAUGUCAUUGACCACUUCACCUGUGAGAUCCUGGCUGUCCUGAAGUUGGCCUGUGCUGACAUCUCCAUCAAUGGGAUCAGUAUGACGGUGGUCAGUGUGAUUUUCCUGGGGGUCCCAGUUCUGUUUAUCUCUUUCUCCUAUGUGUUCAUCAUUGCUACCAUCCUGAGGAUCCCCUCAGCUGAGGGGAGGAAAAAGGCCUUCUCCACCUGGUCUGCCCACCUCACAGUCGUGGUUGUCUUCUAUGGGAUCAUCCUCUCCAUGUAUGGGAAGCUGAAGUGCAAGGAUCCACUGAGGGCAGACAAAGAAGAUCUUUCAGACAAGCUUACCUCCCUCUUCCAUGGGGUGAUGACCCCCAUGCUCAGUCCCAUCAUCAACAGCCUGAGGAACAAGGAUGUGAAGGCUGCUGUGAGGAACCUAAUGGCUCAGAAAUACUUCACCCAGUGAUGGUGGAGAGGUACUAAAGGUUCUAUGCUCCCUGGUUGCUCUCACCUGAGGGUCUCAGAGGAUAAGAUGAAGGGCCAACUUCAUCAAAGUUUACAUAGGUAAAUCUAGUUAUA